Trichoplusia ni (cabbage looper) is the source of this 1072-nucleotide messenger RNA. RefSeq lists its product as uncharacterized. The record is from RefSeq and is a predicted model, not a curated record. The coding region runs from base 102 to 626 and encodes 174 amino acids. The transcript is spliced from 3 exons. NCBI's taxonomy places the organism in Eukaryota, Metazoa, Arthropoda, Insecta, Lepidoptera, Noctuidae.
GAACAUUAAUUUUUAAGAAAACUUUAACGUCAAUGUCAAUACGUCGCUUGGUCGAUACGAAAAUAAAACAUUUUGUACAAAUUUAAUUUAUAAUAUUUACAAUGGCUACGGAUAUCAAAAAACCGAUAUAUGGUGAAUGUGCUAAUAAAUAUAGGCCGACCAUUGACUUGAAUUUGAAUCCAGAUAAAUUAAAAGAAAUAGGCUACAAUUUCCGAGUGCUACCCACAUUUGAGAAGAGCAUGUACGAGAGGGCGUUCAUGGAAUACUGCUCGUUCCAAAAGAAUCAAAGACUCAAAUGUAAGUGGGAGUCCUACGUGCUGAAUGUUGACGGGAAGGUGUUCGCGCCAUUUCAGUUCCCUGAUAUCAGGGAUUUACACAUCGACAAACAUUCCAUUCGAUACAUGCCUAGCGAGAAUCGUUUCCGAUAUAAUAAUCGAUUGACAUUAAGAGCUGGUCCUUACAUCGACGAGCGCGGACCGCUUCCCAUUCCGAACGAGAUGCUUUACAGUAGAGGGGGCGAAGGGAAAGUGUCUAAAAAGAGUGCUCAGAAACAAAAACAAAAACCGAAAAAAAGUCUAAAAACUGCAGAAAAGAAACGGGCAGUAAAGAAUAGUAAUGUUAAAUAGGGCUAGCGUUUACGUAUUUGCUAAAGGCGAUAGCAAUUGGCUUCAAUAUUGGGCCGAGUUUUAACAGCAAAUGUAUGAAUAUUAAUGCAAAUAAUAAACGCGAGUGUUUUGGCUUUGACACCAACUUCUAAGUCGUAAUGAAUCAUACAAUCUGCUGUCCUUAGAAAAGUUGAUAGCUAAUGCGCAUUAACACCAAUUAAUGUUUUAAGUAAAUUAAGAUAUUUAGCGCAAUUUUUAAGUUUCUGGCUCUCGCGUAACAUUAGUCCGAUUUUUCAGUAAACAAUUGCUUGGUUGGGAAUUUUAAACACUUCAUAACAUUUCUAUUGUUCAAAUAAAGUUCCAAAGAUAAUAUUCGGCCAUUGAUAAUAGUAAUAUAGUUUAUUUUCUAUCACUACUUUAAUUUUUGAUGCUAAGGUCAUUUUUAUUCAUAAAUUAUUUUAUUUAGG